GUCUGUACGACGUUAACAUCACUUCUGUUAAAUAGGAAACAGCGUGAGGACUCUGAAACUACUCUUGACUGAGAUAAUCGACGUGUUUGGGAUUCUCACCAUGACUUCUGCAGGAUUACCAGCAGCUCUGUGGAUUGUGCUUCUUCAGCUCACAUUCUCGGCUUCAGGUUCAUAUCCCAGAGCACAGAAUGUCACUUGGCAAUCAGUCAACUUUAAAACUCUUCUGACAUGGCAGCCAAAACCUGCGCCCGAUUAUACCUACACAGUAGACUACUACGGGAACGAUGGGAACAAAAAGAGGAACACUCACUGUAUCCGGUCCUCGGACACAGUGUGCGAUCUCUCCAGCUCUUUGACCGACGUGAAAGAUUGCUACACGGCUGAUGUCUCAUCUGAACCCCCUCUCGGAGUGACCUCUGACCUCGUUGAGUUUCCCCACACAAGCUCGCCGCGGUUCUGCCCUUACACAGACACUGAUAUAGGCAGACCUGACUUCAAAGUGGAAGUGAGCAAAGACAAAAGGACCACCACCCUGUAUGUGACUGACCCACUCACGGCUCGGUUUAAGGAUGGCCGCCAGCUCAACAUCAGGGAUAUCUUCUCCGACGAGCUAAAGUAUAAAGUCACCUAUCGGAAGAAUAAGAGCAGUGGCAAGAAAUUUUACAUCUCUGACACUAAUCGGAUAGAGCUCACUACUCUGGACAGGGGAGAGAGUUACUGCUUCGAAGUCCAAGCUUUCAUCCCCAGCCGCAGCAUCAACAAGCAGCUAGGAGAGCUGAGCAUACCCCAGUGCUCUGAUGACGAUGGCACGUCCCUCUUGGAAGAGUAUUCAGUGGUUACAAUCGCUGUUUUCAUCCUCCUCUUCCUGCUUCUGAUUGGAAUCAUCAUCGCCGUCACAGUGGUCUGCUACAAACGCAGACAGAAAGCUCUGAGAACUCCGCACCUGGAUGUUUGAUCCACUGAUUUUGAUCAUCAAGAUCAAGUCUUAUAUUUCAGUGUCAAACACUGGAAACUAUCCUUUUAGUUUCUGGGAAACUAGAAUAGACAGUAUAGACUCUGAAUAAAAACACGUUUAUGCUGAGAAAAGAAGAGGCAUUACAACAGUCCUGCUGUAUUCACUACCAGUUUUAUGUAUGUUGUAUUUCACUACACUUUUAACCAUGAAUGGUUAUCAGGAUUAUACAUUUGGGAGCUCGGUGUGCACGACAUUUCUAUGAAAGUCAAUGCUUUGUACCGUAUUUUUGUAUGCAGUGCUUUAUUUAUUGCUUUAAAUGAAUCAACUAUUUAUAUGAAGCUGUUCUUUAACUAAAAUUGAUUAUAUUUUUUGUAUGUGUGAAAAUAUUUUAAAAGCACAACCACUUUGUAGAUUAUAAAAUGAUUGAAAUGAUGAAUGUAAAGAAAUGUUACUUUUGUAAGAAAUGUUUGUUUAAUAGUUAUGCCACUGUAGAACUGAUAAAGGAGAGCACU
This is a messenger RNA of Cheilinus undulatus (humphead wrasse), 1467 nucleotides long. It is a transcript of the gene f3a, whose product is annotated as coagulation factor IIIa. Gene Ontology annotation, cellular component: membrane. Lineage: Eukaryota; Metazoa; Chordata; Actinopteri; Labriformes; Labridae. The record is from RefSeq and is a predicted model, not a curated record. The transcript is spliced from 6 exons. Gene Ontology annotation, biological process: blood coagulation. Bases 101 to 955 code for a protein of 284 amino acids. Gene Ontology annotation, molecular function: protein binding.